UAUGUUGUUGACCGUCGAGUCCCAUGUUACCAACGCCGUUCCAACUUCCAACCGUAUGAACUUUGAAUCCAAACAAGGUUUUUGCUGCUUCUAAGCCAUGUCUUGGUCUUGUUAGUUCCGACGUUGUCUUGAUUUUUUACCUUUCCCCUUGCUACCUCUUUUCCUCCCCCAAUUUUGGGUUCUUUCAUUUUUUCCUCUUUUAAUAUUUCCCGCCUUUUCUUUUCCCUGCUCAAAUUUGUUUGGAUGCUGAGAAAAUGGACCAAAGACUAGGAAGGGAAGCGAGUAAUUAACUUACAAUACACGAGGUUAAUCCAAAUUCCAAAGUUUUCUACAGAGUGAAAGGAGGCUCUUAGGGUUUAAACUUUAAAGUUACAACCUUUCUUUCAUCUCUUGAGGAAAUGCCUUAAAUGCAAUACCCUGCGUGGGACCAGCCUGGUAGCUAAUGAAGCAUCAUCUUAACUGGCAAUGGCGUUUGAAGACUUUGAUCCCAUCUUUUGUGAACCCAAAGUGGAGAGGGCAGCUCACAGUUCUUGUCCUUUGCAUCCCUUUUUGUUCCAUGCCUAUGCUCCUGAUUCUUCUCACCUUGUAAUUCAUGUAACUGAUUUCCACUCUGAUACUUGGGAAGCUCAGCUUUCAGUUUCCCUGCUUGAGGACAUUAGGGACAUCAUUGGAAUAGGCGGCUCUUGGUCAGAGUUUGCUGAUUAUUUUGUAACUUCCCUCAAGUCAGAAUAUCUGAAGCUGGUUCUAGAUGCGAAUUCAAACUCUGAUGGUGUUAGUUCUGCAAAAUUAGUUGCUCAGAAAUCAAAAGGAAUGCCUCUAAUAACCAUUCCUCUUACCAAACUUGUGGACUCCUCUGGUAGUGAAGCUAUGUCAAAUUUGUCCUUGAGCCUCUUUAAGGCAUUCAAAAGCAUCAAGUGUGUAAAAGAGCAAGAGCACUCUGCCCGGUUGAUAGCAGCUGAAAAGGAAAGAAAUGAAACCAUACAACAACAACUGGAACAACGGAAGAAGUUUCAAAAGAUUACCGACUCAGAGAAAGCAGGUGUUUCUAUUAACGGACUGCAAAAUUCUCCAGAUAAGCAAGCAGCUCGGGAUACAGGUUCUACAAAAGUUAAGAAUCGUGCGGUGCCAGCAUAUCGCAGGACCAAAAUAAGAGGGGCCCAAUUGCAUGAUAGUGAAAAUGAGUUAUAACUCACUUUUUAUUCAAACCAGUUGCUCAAUAGGAAGUGAAAAGAUUGUCCUGACUGUAUGUUUACUUCUUUUUCAGUCGAUUCCCUUGUACUAUUGCAUGGUAUGGAAAGCAUAUAUAUUUUACUGGAUACUGGUUAGUGGAGUCAUAUAAAAUUUCAGUGGAAUUCAGUCACUUAUUAACUAUGUAAAUGAAAAUUGUUAG
Gastrolobium bilobum is the source of this 1390-nucleotide messenger RNA. RefSeq lists its product as uncharacterized. The coding region runs from base 466 to 1188 and encodes 240 amino acids. The transcript has 8 exons. Lineage: Eukaryota; Viridiplantae; Streptophyta; Magnoliopsida; Fabales; Fabaceae. The record is from RefSeq and is a predicted model, not a curated record.